Molecule: messenger RNA, 3291 nt
Organism: Helianthus annuus (common sunflower)
Lineage: Eukaryota; Viridiplantae; Streptophyta; Magnoliopsida; Asterales; Asteraceae
Exons: 6
Coding region: 1-3291 (1096 amino acids)
Biological process (GO): DNA integration
Molecular function (GO): nucleic acid binding; zinc ion binding
Source: RefSeq, a predicted model, not a curated record
AUGUCGUUGAAUCAGCUAAGUCCAAUUGCUCAAGCGGAAUUUGAGACCGGAACCACUACUAGGCCACCACAGUUGAAAGGGGCUGAAGACUUCAGCACUUGGAAGACUCGUAUUCAGUCGUUUUUCGAGUACACGGACUACAAUCUGUGGCUCUCAGUCACUGCUGGACCUCACAUUCCAACGGUUGUUCGAGGAGAUGCGGUAGUUGCUAACAAUGAUGCAACUACCUUUACCGAUGAAGACAAGGCUCUAAUCCAACGUGAUCGUCGUGCUCAUGUUGCCUUAACCAUGGCACUGUCAACUGAUGACUGCAACAUGUUUGAAGAACAUCGAACUGCAAAUGCACUCUGGAAUGGAUUGAUUGAGUAUUAUGAGGGAAAUGAAGAGCUGAUCGAAAGCAAGAAAGACAUGGUGCAGAAACAAUACGACAUGUUUUGUGGAGUUCGUGGAGAAAGUCUUUCCGAUCACAUCAGUCGCUUUCUGAAUAUGAUGACCAAAAUGAAGAAGGCGGGAAAUCCUGUCACAAACCGUGCUGCCAUAAAGAAGCUGCUGGAUUCACUCCCCAAGGAAUGGAGUCUUCAAUGCAUGAUGAACAAGAAGGAUUUCCUCAACAAUCCAAAUCAUGUCACUCUGUCAGACUUAAUUAACACUCUAAGAGCUUUUGAAAUGGAUGUCAACAAACGAGAGAUGAACAUUGCUGGUGGCAUCACUCCACAAGCUUCUGACUUAAUUUACGCCAACGCUUCCGCAAGCGCAUCGAAAGCUCCACAACCCGGUGAGAAGACUAUCACGGUUGGUGAUACACAAGCGUUGAAGGUGUCUACUGAAAAGGUUGCAUUCUUUAACAUGUUUCUGAGCAGCGAUAAAGCUUUGAUAUCUGGAGAACUGAAGAAGGAGAUGUUCAUUGCUGAAGAUAUGUAUCAGAUGGCCAUGAUCACCUUGAGGCUAAAUAAAUUUCAAGACAAAACUGGAAAGCGUUUGGGUCUUGGAAAAGCUGGUUUUGAUAAAUCCAAACUGAGAUGCUACAACUGUAAGAAUCUGGGCCACUUCAAGCGCGACUGCCCCUUGUUGAAAGAAGGAAACACUGAAUCAACCGCUGCUGUAAAACAAAUCACCGUCGAAGAAAACAAAAACAACGUGUCUCCUAGCACGCCAAAAGCCUUAGUCGUUGAAGACUAUGAUUGGAGUGAAGAAAUUGCUGAAGCUAAGGAGCAAGUGAACAAAGCUCUUAUGGCAAAGAUCUCAAGCGAGUCCUCAUCAAAGCAGACAGCUGGAAUCCCAAAAGGAGACAACGUUGCUGACAAGGGUCUGAAAAGCAUUCUCACCUCCAUGGAGCCUGAGAAGGAAAAGAAAUCUGAAAAAGCAGAUGAGCAUGUUUCUGAGGAGGCAUCUGAUCAGAAGAAGGGCAAGGAAAAGGUGCCAGUUGCAGCUAUGAAAACAGAAUCUUCAAAAGAAAAAGCUCACAAAGACUUGGUAAACAGUAUUCCACAUGGCUUUAAAGUAAAGUUAUGCACAGCAGCAUGCGUUGAUGUCGUGGCACAUUACAAGUCUCUAAAUCUAGAAUUUGAGAGACAAAAAGACAAAGCUUUAAAAUUUAACAAUGAGCUUAAACAGAACGAUGCCGCAUAUCAGAGAAAAAAAGAUUUUAUCAUUAACGAUCUCACAGAUAGAUUAGAAAAAGCUUUGAACGAAAAGAAUAAAUUGCAAAUUAUAAUAGACAAAUGGAAUGUUAGUCAAAAGGCCUUUACUGACAUCAAAAACUGCCAACGACCAACGUAUGUGAAAGACGGGGUUGGGUACAAGGACAGGAAAGGAAAUGAAAGAAAACUCUUCUUUCCACCGCAUAGCAAAAACUAUGUGCCUAUGCCAACUCCUCAUCCCGAAAAUAAUCUCAUCGAUGAAAAGGCCUCUGUAAAACAAAACGAUUUUUGUGAAAGUGAAAGAACCGCUAACUUUUCUAAAAGUAAUACAGAUCCAAUUAAAUGGCUCCGUAUGCUCAUGGAGUACAUCUGGCAUGUCGACAGCGGAUGUUCAAGACACAUGACUGGAUUGAAGGAACUUCUGAAGAACUUUCGCUUCAUCGAUGGUGAUUUCGUGUCUUUCGCUGGAGACGAGAAAGGAGGGAAGAUCGUUGGAGUAGGAGAUGUAGUGUCUGAAGCCCUCACAUUGGAAAAUGUCAACUAUGUUCCAGAAUUAUGCUACAAUCUCAUGAGUGUUUCACAAGUCUGUGAUAAAGGAAUAUCGGUGCUUUUCAAUGACAUGGAAUAUGAUUUCUCUCGGUUUUCAUGGGUCUAUUUUCUUGAAGCAAAAAGCGAGACAACUGAAGUUCUCAAAUCGUUCAUCCCGCUGAUUGAAAACGUGACCAGAUUGAAAGUGAAGUCGAUCAGAAGUGAUAAUGGAUCCGAGUUCAAAAAUCAGACCUUCAUAUCCUUCUGUGCAGAAAAGGGAAUUCAUCUCCAAUAUAGUGCAGCCAGAACUCCUCAACAUAAUCGAGUUGCUGAACGCAAGAACAGAACAUUGAUCGAAGCUGCAAGAACCAUGCUGGUGGAUUCAAAGCUUCCAACCAUCUUUUGGGUAGAAGCAGUUAAUACAGCAUGCCACGUUCUAAACAGGGUUCUCAUUGUAAAACCACACGGAAAAACGGCAUAUGAACUACUCUUCAAAAGAAAACCGCUUAUUGACUUCUUCAGACCAUUUGGCUGUUCGUGCACCCUUCUAAACACUCAAGAAAAUCUCAUCAAGUUCGAAGCAGUGGGUGAUAUCUGCUACUUCGUGGGAUAUUCAUCCACACAGAAGGCCUACAGAGUUUACAACAAAAGAACGAAGAUGGUGAUUGAAUCAUAUUAUGUUGACUUUCAAGAAGGAAACUAUACCAACACCGGAAGUACUCCUGAUUGGUUCUAUGAUGUGGGCGUGAUUUUCAACACCUUUGAAAUUCCAGAAGAUGCUCCAGAAAAAGAAGCUGUUGAAGACACUCAAGUUGAACCACUGUUUGACUCAUCAGACAUUGGUUUAACUCCGUUUACCACCCGUCUAUCUCCAUCAACUUCUGACCCAAUUCUGUCUGUGAAUGAAGCAACUGGUGACACUUCGCCUGAGAACACCCAAGAAAACGGUGUUUCUUCUUCACAAGCGAAUGUGGAUGAACCAACUCAAGAAGAUGAUCCACCAGUGAUUUACAUGGACGAACACUUCAAGACAAAUGCAGGAUACAAGACAAAUCGAAAUCAUCCUCUUGAAAACGUCAUAGGAGCAGUCGAAGAAGGAGUUCGUACACGCGGGCAGUCGUAA